CCCGCCGCUCUCCAGCGGUCCGUCCACGCGACGGUCAUGCCGUCCGGUUGCGCUGGGGCAAACAGGGCCUCGGACGUGAUGGUCUUCUCCGGCCCUCCUCGUGGAACUCUCCCGCGACCGCCGGUGCCCGCGCCGGAGGCGGUCCAGCUCCCGCAUCCGGCGGCGGCCGUCGAGGAGCCUGCUCCACCGCAGCCGAUUGAGGAGGACGUCGCUCCCUCGCCCCAGCACGCUCCGCCACCGCCACCGCCCGUCGUCGAAGAGGAGGUACGUGCAGGUUCCUCCUUCCCCUCCACGGAGCGUGGCCAGGCCUCACCUUCACCAUCGGGAGCGGCAGAUGGGGAUUCUAGCGACCCAUCGGCGGUGGCGGCAGCAGCAGCAGCAGCACACCCAAUGGCUCAGCAGGAGGGAAGAGCAACAGAUCUUACAGCUGAUGGUCAACAACAAAGCUUUGGAUUUUUAGAUGAUUAAAAUGAUGACUUGACAGCAGAUGAUCAAUGACUGAACUGGAGGAUGCUGUUUUACUAGGUACAAGAUAUGUGAAGACAUUUCUUCAGUUUGCUGCAGCGUCUCAGGCAAAUACCGCUUCGCUGGAUCCAAAGGUCCACAGGGCUCCAUGAGUUACUCUUGUCGCUGACCGUCCGUCUUACUUUACGGUUGGGUAAAACUGGUUUACCUAUAAGAUGGCCGGGUUGUGGCCUAGCUUGGCAUUGUUGCAUCCUCCAUAUACGUACAUGGCUUUGCCGAUAGACAAUAUACAGCCCGAUCUGGGUGUCCUUCCUUGAUUUGCUUCGAUCCCACCUGUAGAAAUCGAAUUGAAAUCGACUUGGAACCCACUUGUUACUGUUCAAGAGGGCUGUUUCCUCUGUUUUUACGCUACUCUCCCAAACGCCCAUUCAUGCACUUUUCCCUAGGUUGUACAUCCUGUAGUUUUGCACAAGUGAUACUUCCGUGAUCCUAUAUGGUUUCCAA
Messenger RNA from Triticum dicoccoides, 969 nucleotides. Its product is annotated as wiskott-Aldrich syndrome protein family member 1-like. The transcript has 4 exons. Lineage: Eukaryota; Viridiplantae; Streptophyta; Magnoliopsida; Poales; Poaceae. The record is from RefSeq and is a predicted model, not a curated record. The coding region runs from base 37 to 468 and encodes 143 amino acids.